Messenger RNA from Apiotrichum porosum, 1635 nucleotides. RefSeq lists its product as uncharacterized. NCBI's taxonomy places the organism in Eukaryota, Fungi, Basidiomycota, Tremellomycetes, Trichosporonales, Trichosporonaceae. The record is from RefSeq and is a predicted model, not a curated record. Gene Ontology annotation, molecular function: sequence-specific DNA binding; zinc ion binding. The transcript is spliced from 5 exons. Gene Ontology annotation, biological process: regulation of DNA-templated transcription. The coding region runs from base 1 to 1635 and encodes 544 amino acids.
AUGGAUCUUAUCAUCACCUCCAACUGCGCAUCGCCCAUGACAACCGACUCGAACCCCCUCCCGACCCCGCCGGACGGUAACCACAACGAGCUCCCCAUCCGCGAGGCUUUUGUCAGCUCGGUGGUUCGCAGCCUCGAAGAGUCCAAGGCCGGCGGUGGUCUUCAGCUCUGCUUCGACCAGUUGCUCGACCCCCAGCUCCAGGACGAGACUGCCAUCGCCGUCAUCCCUGCCACCCCGACCGUCAUCCCCCCCUCCACCCCCGGCUGUGUUGGCCUUGGUCUCAACAUCCCCUUCCUCAGCAAGAACGACAUCGUUGCUGGCGACUUGCUGCACACUCCUCCUAACAAGUACAAGCCGCUUUUCCGCACCUCGCCCCGCGCAUACACUAACUUGUUGCCGGAUGGCCUCGCAGAGGCUGAGGGGGCUUCCUCCAGCAACACCGGCCUGGCCUUCAACCCCAGCGCAUUCACUGCCGCUUACAGCAACAUGGGCGACAUGGGUAGCAGUCUUAACCCGGGCUUGGCCUACCGUGGUCCUCACCCCGACCAGCUCGACCUCGUUCUCCCGCCCCUCAACCCCGGCCAGGCCUCCACCGUGGCCUCGUACUUGAGUACCCCGCCGCCACCCCGCCACCUCGACGCUUUCCCUUCUCCUGCGCUGCUCCUCUACACAAACAACAACAUUACCUCCAAGCUCCAGAACACGAUCGCGCCCCGCCUCAUCAACUGCCAGGCAUAUGAGCGGAUCAACGCUCAGCUCAUGACGCCAGACGACAGUGUCAACAAUGACCCGUCGCCGUGGAGCUCGCCCGUCAACCUGCCCGGCUCGAUCGACUACCACAGCGGCGUCGCUCGCUGGGACGAGUAUUCGGACGAAGAGGACCAGCCGAUGCUGGGACACUACACCAGCCCCAUGUCUGUGGCCGGUGGCAUUCCCGAUGAGGGUCGCCAUGUCAUGCAGCAUGCCCCGUCGUACGCCCAUCACGAGCCCCGGCAAUACGUCCCCAAGGCCCCCGUCGCAGCCAAGCCCCGUGCCAAGCCUGUCCCGUCGUCCAUGGGCAUGAACACCACGUUUGUUGUUCCCGAGGACGAAAACGAGCCCUUCUACGCCGUCGCCGGUGCUUGUGUUGGCAAGUGGCGGUUUAUCGACCACGCAGACCCCCCGCCCACCGACUAUGACAUUCGCAUCUGUGCCGACUGCCGCACCGAUCAGCCCGGUGGCAACACCUGGCGCCGGUCCAUGGAUGACAAGCACAUUCUCUGCAAUAAGUGUGGUAUCUACCAGCGCACGCACCACCGCCAGCGUCCGCCCAAGUCGAACGACCACCGUGCGUGCUUUACGCUCGCCGAGCUGGCCGUCCGCGAGCCUGGCCAGGUCACCAAGGGCAAGAACGCCGCCCCGUCCAAGGCCGGCAACAACAGGAAGCCCAGCGUCGUCCCCAUCUUUGGCGCUGUCCAGCCCGUCGGCGCGCUCUGGAAUUCGCACGGCUCUGGCUCUGGUUCUGGCUCUGGUCGCGGUCUCCUCCCCUCGCCCAACAUCGGCUCGGGACCCAACCGCCACCGCCGGCCCUCGUCCCGUGCCGAGCCGUACGGCCGGAAGAAGAGCCGCGACGAUGAUGGCGACUGGACGCCCUAG